Penicillium canescens is the source of this 900-nucleotide messenger RNA. RefSeq names its product oxidoreductase, short-chain dehydrogenase/reductase family. The transcript is spliced from 7 exons. The record is from RefSeq and is a predicted model, not a curated record. NCBI's taxonomy places the organism in Eukaryota, Fungi, Ascomycota, Eurotiomycetes, Eurotiales, Aspergillaceae. Gene Ontology annotation, molecular function: oxidoreductase activity. Bases 1 to 900 code for a protein of 299 amino acids.
AUGGAAUCUGAUUCAGCUAUGGGCGAGCGUGGCGCCUUCAAGCCUGCACCAGGGGCACAGAGUCAGAAUAAACCAGGCUUGGAAAGCAGAAUGAAUUUGCCUAGCGAGUCGACCAAAUUGGAAGGCAGUGGCAGCUUCAGGGAAUAUGGAGGUUCGGGCAAGCUGAACAACAAAAACGCACUCAUUACCGGUGGAGAUUCUGGAAUCGGGCGAUCGGUAGCUAUUCUGAUGGCAAGAGAGGGCGCGGAUGUCACGAUCGUUUAUCUGCCGGCGGAGCAAUUAGAUGCUGAGGAAACAAAAAGAUCUAUUGAGAAAGAGAAACGGGGCUGCUUAUUGAUCGCAGGAGACUUGAGAGAUAGAAAAACGUGUCUCCACGCAGUGGAUGAACAUGUGAAGAGAUAUGGCAAGAUCAAUAUUCUUGUUAACAACGCAUCAAAGCAGUACAAGACUCAGGAAUUCCUGGAUAUUGAUUUGGAAAAAGUUGAGGACCUAUUCCGAACCAACAUACUCCAAAUGAUUGCGAUGGCGAAGUUCGCGCUUCCUCAUAUGUCUCGAGGUGAUUCAAUCAUCAACACUUCUUCUAUUGUGGCUUUUCGUGGCUCAGGAUCUAUGAUUGAUUACUCUGCAACCAAAGGAGCCAUCAUCUCUUUCACUCGAUCGUUGGGGACAUACUUGAUUCCCAAAGGCAUCCGAGUCAAUGCAGUAGCUCCAGGUGCUAUUUACACACCAAUUCAAGUCGAUACUCGAGACGCCCAGCAAAUGGAAGGCUGGGGUCAUAAGGUUGGGCUUGGCCGACCAGGUGAGCCGAGUGAGGUUGCGACAAGCUUCGUCUUCUUGGCUAGUGCGGAUGCUACUCUAUACUACGGACAGGUCCUGCACUGUUAUCCGCUUGGAGACUGA